UGCGGGUGAUGAAAUGGCUAUGCGAAGGAGCUUUGUUUAGAUCCAGAAGUUAGGACAGUGGAAGUCUGUUGGAUUUUGAAAAUAAUUGAGAAUGUUGCUGCGAUAUUUGCAAGGCUGCCUUUGAAAGGGAGCAGUAAACAUGAAUGAUAGAGUUAAUUCUUGUUAACUAGCAAGUGAGCUCCCGGUCAUCAUAAAGCUUUGAGAUCAUAAACAAGAGUCUUCUUCUAAGACAAGGCACAUGACCCAAACAAAAUGCCAGUCAAUGGCAGCCCAAACAAGUCUAAGAAAGGCAAGAGGAUGUCUGUGGAGAGGAUAUACCAGAAGAAAACCCAAAGAGAGCAUAUACUUCUGCGUCCUGACUCAUACAUUGGAUCAACUGAAGCUGCCAAUAAAAGCAUGUGGAUAUGGGAUGAAGAUAAAAGGGCGAUUGUUAUGAAAGAUAUAACAUACAGCCCUGGGCUUUACAAGAUUUUUGAUGAAGUGUUGGUUAAUGCUGCAGACAACAAGCAAAGAGACUCUUCAAUGAACAUGAUCAAGAUUUCCAUUGAUGUAGCCAAAAAUGUAAUCAGUAUAUGGAAUAAUGGAAGGGGCAUUCCAAUUGAAAUUCACAAAGAACAGAAUGUUUAUGUGCCAACUCUCAUUUUUGGACAGCUUUUGACCUCUUCAAAUUAUGAUGACACUCAAAAGAAAGUCACAGGAGGUCGCAAUGGCUUUGGAGCAAAACUUUGCAACAUUUUCAGCAAGAAAUUUGUGGUGGAGACAGCAUGCUCAGAGUCUGGAAAGAAGUUUAAGCAAGUUUGGAAGAAUAACAUGACAAAGACUGCUGAUGCCUCCAUUAAUGAUUUCAGGGGAACCGAUUUUACCUGUGUUACCUUUGAGCCAGAUCUUGCAAGAUUCCAUAUGGAAACAUUGACAGAUGACAUGGUUGCACUUCUGAAGAGGAGAGCAUAUGACAUCGCAGGUGCCUUAAAAGGAGUAACUGUUCUUCUGAAUGGAGAAAAACUCAAGGUCAGAGGCUUCAAGGAAUAUGUUGACCUUUAUUUGAGAGGUGCCAAAAAAGACGAAGAUCAGAAGGUUGUUCAUGAAAUUUGCAAUCCAAGAUGGGAAGUUUGUGUUACUGUCAGUGAUUGUGGAUUUCAGCAAGCCAGUUUUGUCAACAGUAUUGCUACUACAAAGGGUGGAACGCACAUAAACUACGUAGUGGAUCAGGUUGUUUCAAAGAUGAUUGUGGCUGUGAAAAGGAAAGCAAGCAAAGAGCUCAAUAUAAAGCCAUUCCAAAUUAAGAACCAUCUUUGGGUUUUUGUUAACUGCUUGAUUGAAAAUCCUGCUUUUGACUCUCAAACAAAAGAGAACAUGACCCUGAAUCAAAAAUCUUUUGGAUCGACUUGUGAACUCUCUGAGAAGUUUAUCAAAAUGGUGCAAGGUUGUGGUGUUAUGGACAGCAUUAUGUCUUGGGUGAAAUUCAAGACGCAAGAGAAAUUGAACAGCCAGUGUUCAGGUAUCAAGAAGACCAAGCUAAAGGGAAUUGCAAAGCUUGAUGACGCUAACGAUGCUGGUACCACCAAAUCGCAAAACUGCACACUCAUUCUAACCGAAGGAGAUUCAGCCAAAACAUUGGCAAUCAGUGGUCUUGGGGUUGUUGGCAGAGACAAGUAUGGUGUGUUCCCUUUGCGUGGUAAGCUGCUGAAUGUACGGGAAGCAACUAGUAAACAGAUAAUGGAAAAUGCUGAGAUCAACAAUGUGGUGAAAAUCUUAGGACUCCAGUACAAGAAGAAGUAUACAAGUGAAGCAGAUUUGAAAUCCCUGCGUUAUGGAAAGUUAAUGAUAAUGACAGAUCAAGAUCAAGAUGGGUCACACAUCAAAGGACUCCUCAUCAAUUUCAUUCAUCAUAAUUGGCCUAGUCUUCUACAAACAAACUUUCUAGAGCAGUUCAUCACUCCAAUCGUCAAGGUUUCGAAGGGCGGUCAGACGUUUUCAUUCUUCAGCUUGCCGGAAUUUAGAGAAUGGAAAGACAGAACUCCGAACUCGAAAUCAUGGAAAGUGAAGUACUACAAAGGUUUGGGUACAAGCACAAGUAAAGAAGCCAAGGAAUAUUUCAGUGACAUGCUUAGGCAUCGAAUACAUUUUGAUUACGAUGGGCCAUCAAGUGACCAAGCAAUCGAGCUUGCAUUCAGCAAGAAGAUGGUAUCAAACAGAAAAGACUGGCUAACAUCUGGAAUGGAGGAAAGGAAAAGACGAAGGGAGCUUGGAAUGCCAGAAAUCUACUUGUAUGGAACAGAAACAAGGAAAGUGACUUAUACAGAUUUCGUCAAUAAAGAGCUGAUACUGUUCUCGAAUGCAGACAAUGAAAGAUCGAUCCCAUCUCUCGUCGACGGGCUCAAACCUGGUCAAAGGAAGGUUCUUUUCACCUGCUUGAAGAGGAAUGAUAAACGAGAAGUAAAAGUUGCACAACUUGCCGGUUCUGUUGCAGAGAUCUCAGCAUAUCAUCACGGUGAAAUAAGCUUGAUGGGCACAAUCGUGAAUUUGGCUCAAAAUUAUGUUGGUUCCAACAACAUAAAUUUGCUUCAGCCUAUCGGCCAGUUUGGGACACGAAUCAAUGGAGGUAAAGAUUCUGCUAGUCCGCGUUACAUUUUCACAAUGCUGAGCCCGUUGACCCGCUUGCUCUUCCCUGUUUUGGAUGACCCAAUUCUUAACUACAAUUUUGAUGAUGGCUUGAAGAUAGAACCAGAGUGGUACUGUCCAAUUCUGCCAAUGGUUUUGGUGAAUGGUGCAGAAGGGAUCGGGACAGGUUGGUCAACUAAGGUACCAAAUUACAACCCUAGAGACCUUGCUGAAAACAUUAAAAGAAUGAUUGCUGGCGAAGCUUUGAAGCCAAUGAUUCCCUGGUACAAGAAUUUUAAAGGCACCAUUGAGGAAGUUGAACCAAACAAAUACAGCUGCACUGGAUGCUAUAACAUAGUCGAUGAUACAACUGUUGAAAUCACAGAAUUGCCAGUCAAAACAUGGACAUCAAACUACAAGGAAAGUGUUUUAGAGUCUUUUUUGCAUGGAACGGAGAAAGUGAAACCGUGCAUAAGUGAUUACCGCGACUGUUGCACAGAUAAGACUAUCGACUUUUUUGCUACAAUGGGGGAAAACGAACUGGCAAAGGCUGAGCAAGAAGGAAUCGUGAAAAAGUUCAGGCUCGAGGGCUCACUUCCUUGCACUUCAAUGGUGCUGUUUGAUGCAAAAGGAGUUUUGCGUAGGUACAACACUGCAGAGGAAAUUCUGAAGGAGUUCUUUGAGGUGAGAAGGCAUAAUUACCGAGAGAGGAAAUCCUAUUUGAGAGGAAUGCUUGAAGCAGAGGCGUUAAAAAUGGAAAACCAAGCACGGUUUAUUCUGGAAAAGAUCGACGGCAAAAUUUUUAUUGAAAAUCGCAGCAAGAGAGAUGUUGUUACGACUCUAGUCGAGAAGGGGUACAUAUCGGAUCCGGUCAAAGCAUGGAAGAAAUCAAUUGAGAAGGAGGUAGUGCUGGACAAUGAGAGCGAGGAUGGUAGUGUUGUCAGUAGUGACGCUGGUCCAGACUUCAACUACAUCUUGAAUAUGAACCUAUGGAGUUUGUCUAAAGAGAGGAAAGACGAGCUUUUAUCUGAACGUGAUAAGAAGAAAGCAGAACUUGAAAUGCUGCUCCAGAAGACACCAGAAGAUCUCUGGUUGAACGAUCUGGACGUUUUCCUUGAGGAAUUAGAGAGAGUUGAGGCGACGGAGCGUGAUGAAGACGAGGCCUCAAGGAAGAGUGCCAUGGCAUCGAGAGGAGGGCGACAGCAAAAGUUGAAAGUGACGAAGAAGAAAGAGAAGCAAAAGACGACGGCAAAGACCGCUGCUAAGGAAAACAAUGUCGUGAAGAAAGAAAGUAAAGAGUCGAAUGACGCAGUUAGUGAAAAGGGCAGUGAAAAGAGCAGCAAAAAGGACAGCGAAAAGGACAGCGAAAAGGACAGCGAAAAGGACAGCGAAACGAGUAGUAAUAUCACAUCAGGAAUCUUGUCACUUGCAGAAAGAUUGGCUCAAAAGAAAGUUUUGAACGGGACCAAAAAGCAAUCAACACUCAGUUUCGAUGGAGCAAAAAUAAAGAAGAGACCAAAGAAGCUUACGAUUCCAUCUUCGGAUGAAGAAGAUUUCCACAUCUCCGAUGACGAAAGGGAAGAUGCGUUUCUUCCGUCGAAAAAGAGGAAACUACCAGCGCUUGAAAAGCCCAAGUCGUCUCUGGUCUUCGAGACCAUAGAAUCAGAUGGUGAAAACAGCGAAGUGGAAAGAACAAAAGAAUUAAUUCAACGACUGACACCCAAGAAGAGCAAAGAUGCUAGCCACGAAUCAGCUAUGGCUUCGGACAAGUCAUUGGACAAGUCAUUGGAAAAGUCAUUGGACAGUGACAAAGACUCUGAAAUUGCUGUAAUUGAAGAUGUUUCAUCUCCGCCGGCAGCGAAGAAAAAAACCAUAGCUGCUAAAAAGCCAGUCGGUCCCAGGGCAGUGAAAGCUGCGGCAAAGGGGGCUGCAACAAAGAAGAGGGGGGCGGCGAAGAAAGAUGAAAAGCAAAUGACUUUAUUUGCAACAGCAGCAAAAGCAAUGGACAAGAGGAGAGCUGCAUUGCUGACAGAUAGCGAUGAAGAUUCUGCACAGCCAGUCGCAUCUGAAGAGAAGCCAGUGAAGGGAGAUCCCAAAAAAGACACAAAGAAAAGAGAAAAGGCGAAACCAACUAAAGUUGCUGCAAAGAAAAAGAAGGUUUUUGCGGACAGUGAUGACGACGAAGACAGGUUUUCGUUUGAUGAUUCUGAUCCGGGGCCUUCGAAGCCGUCUCGUUCCCGUGCUACAAGAAAAGCCAAUAAAGUCAGUUACAGGUUUGGGGACUCGGAUGAAAGCGAGGGUGAAGAAGACAAGAGCCAAAGCCUUGUGAUAUCCGAUGAUGAUGAUGAUGGCAGUGAUUUUUAGGCUCGUAGUUUCAUGUUUAAGAUGCUCGAAUCCUGGUCUUUGGUGCCAACAAACGUCACUGGUUGUUUUGCAACCUGCUACUCCGCGGUUACUUCACGGUAGUUGACUAAAUCGGUAUGCCUAAUUAUACGUCAGGCUUAAACAGCAAGCAGACAUCGUGGUGAUAUGAAGUAAUUCGAUGUACACAGGGUUUUCCUGUCCAAAUAUUGCCACGUGCUGUAGAAUUAAGUACCCUGUGGCCGCUUAACGUUAUUAACGCAGAAUUUUAUUUAUUCCAUAGGAGUCUGUCCGGCUGUUUCGGUUCAUCAGUAGUAUUGUCAUUAAUUUUCAAUGUGUUAUUUGACCUGGGUUCAAGACUUUAUCAAGCAGCAAACCUUGCCAUUCCCCAAAGCCCUGGUAUAGUGGUUUAUCCCAUUUCUAGCUGCAAGUUUAUCUGUGAUCAGAUCAUAAAUCAGACCUUAUUUGCAAUUAGGAAUCUAGUGGACAGGACUUUGGUAAUCAAGAAGCCAAUACAAAUAUUCAAAUCAUAUCUUUCUUGGUUUGUUACAGUUAUAUUUUAUCCAUGUUAAAUAAUUUGAGUUAGUCCUGAUACUUUUAUUGAUUUUAUAUUAAGCUCAGAUAAGUUGAAAAAACGUGUGUUUUUGUAAAUAUAAUUUUAGGGACAUUGCAAAAGGCAAUUAGAAUGAUUUUUCUUUACAUUUGAA
Rhopilema esculentum is the source of this 5669-nucleotide messenger RNA. RefSeq names its product DNA topoisomerase 2-alpha. The record is from RefSeq and is a predicted model, not a curated record. Gene Ontology annotation, biological process: sister chromatid segregation; DNA topological change; resolution of meiotic recombination intermediates. Gene Ontology annotation, cellular component: nucleus. Lineage: Eukaryota; Metazoa; Cnidaria; Scyphozoa; Rhizostomeae; Rhizostomatidae. Gene Ontology annotation, molecular function: ATP binding; DNA binding; DNA topoisomerase type II (double strand cut, ATP-hydrolyzing) activity.